Monomorium pharaonis (pharaoh ant) is the source of this 4424-nucleotide messenger RNA. RefSeq lists its product as uncharacterized. Gene Ontology annotation, molecular function: nucleic acid binding; zinc ion binding. NCBI's taxonomy places the organism in Eukaryota, Metazoa, Arthropoda, Insecta, Hymenoptera, Formicidae. Bases 158 to 3811 code for a protein of 1217 amino acids. The transcript is spliced from 4 exons. The record is from RefSeq and is a predicted model, not a curated record.
UUCUAGUAUAGCCUCUAGCACGUGCAUUGUUCUCAUAGAGUAUUAUUUUUUAUAAUUCUGAUAAAAUUUUUUGUUAUAUUUCAAUGGCAUAUUAUGGGCAGUUACAGUCAAAAUUUGUUCGAUUUAUUCCAGGAUUUUUGUAAGAAAUACAAACGUCAUGUCAACUAACAACAGUGAAGGGAACUACAAUUUGUUCGAGGAUUACUAUAAAAACGACAAUUUUGAUGAUAGCGAGUUGCAAUCUCGCUUGUACGCAGAAAUCUAUUACGAGUCGAACAUCGAGAACGAAUCGGGAACCGCGAAUGCUCCGAGGACAAUUCAAUAUGAUAACAUGGCUAUUGAGAUGAAUGUUGAGUUAGAGGGACUGCAACACAAAUCUAAAAAGCAAUCCUCUGAUAUUCAAGAUUCUCAAAAAACACAAUCUAUGAGUCAAACAGACUUUGCCGAAGUCAACACAUGUGGUAAAGAAAUGAUUUCUGUGACAUGUAGCUGUGAUAAUCAAAGUCCAGACAAAUCUUUAGUAUCGCAAGGAAAGAGGAACAAAACAAAUUCUUCUAAAAAGUUUAAAUCUCCCAAACAUGUAAGAAAUAAACAAAAAAGCUUUGCAGAGGAUAAUAAUGAUAUGACAUACUCAAAGUACAAUGUUGUUUCAAAAUCUAUUAAGCAAAAGAGACUUUUUGCCAAACAGAUUGAUGGAGAUAAUGACAGUUCCGACUCUGAAGAUUCUGUACUUGAAGUGCCAAUUCCACCAAAACCAGUGCCACCACUCAUUGAUUUGCAAGAUUCUGAUGAAGAAAACCAUUCAAAUUCAGCUACAAAUGAGGAUGAUUUGAUUUUGAAAAACUGGAAGAACAAUACAUUGAAGACAUAUUCGAAGCAUUUAAAAAAUAUGUCUAGUAAUCAUGAAUUAGAAAUUUCAGAAACAUCAAGUGAUCAUCAAAACAUAUCCUUUACUGAUAAAAAUAUCGAGAAUAAUAAGGAUCCCAACAGAAGUAUCCAAACAUCAACAUGCACUCAAGAAAUUAUGGAAGAUAUUGUGCUGAAUUGCACAACAAUUCAAAAAGGCGCUAAGAGCAUAAGUGAAAUUAAGCAGUUGUCCAAAAGCACUAGAGUAGAUGAAGAGAGUCAAUCGACUAGAGAUACAAAUCAAAAUUCAAAAAGUAGAUCACCACAGAGUAAGUCGAAAGAAAAUAACAAAAAUGAUCGGCAAGAAAUGUCUGUGUCAUCAGGAAGAAAAUCACAAAUGAGGGCACAACAAAAUAAUGACACAGUAUUGAGAAUGGAGCCAUGCAGUCCCAUAAUCGACCGGAAAAGACAAUGCAGUGACAAAGUCAACAGUCAACCUAAACAAAAGCGACAAUGCAUAGUUCAACAGAAUGGUCAGGACGUUACAUUACAAGGCACUAAUGGAGAGAAAAGAAACGCAUCGUCGAACGAGUUUUGUAAUCAGAAAAUGUCAGAGGAGAUGAGAAACUUUUACAACUUAAGUCGCGGUCAAGAGAAUUUUGACGUUGCCGAAUUGCAGCAACAUAUGUCGAAAGAUCCGCGAAAAUGGGCAAUUCUAGAUGAAGACAUAAUGCCGUGUCCCUCUAAUAGACAACGCACCAGAUUCUGGAAUUCCAAGUGCAGUAACUGCCAUCAGGAAGGCCAUCGGCGUUACGAUUGCCCAAUACUAUGUGCCAUAGCAUGCUGCUAUAUGUGCGGUAAGAAAGGCCACACGGCAUUUCAAUGCCCCGAGAAGAUGUGUUUGACAUGUGGACACGCUCCAGAGCAAUGCCCAGAUCUUUGGCGGCGAUAUCAUCAGACAACGGACAUGAGUAACACACCGCAGGAUCCAGGUAAUGUGAUAAAGCCAGCGAGACUGCUAUAUUGCUGUAACUGUGUUAAACGCGGCCAUGAAUCAUCCACGUGCAGACGAUAUCGAUGGUCCGAAUAUUUUCCUACUCCUUCUGACGUCACAAAUUAUACGGAUGGACCCACUUACUCAAGUUUCUCUAGACCUGAUCCCGAAAGCGAUUUCUCAUCAUUAAAAACGAGAGAAAACGAAACAUCAAUUCCACAAAAUGUCACUGAUAUACAACUGGCAAUUGAACGGGCAAUGAUUGAAGACGUGGAACCUUCUACCAAUGUAGACAUGUCAUCAUUAAAUACUAAUGUUUGUGUUCCGUCAACUUCACAAGUAACUGCGGUUAUCUCGCAAGUGGAAGAAAACUCUCCUAUGGCGCAUAACAUUUUGUCAAUACUAAACGCAAACUUACAAAAAGAACAACAUCAAACUGUAGUAGGUGACAUAAACUUCAUUGAAAUUAUACAUUCUUAUGGUACAUUUUACAACAAAAAUCAUAACAACGCGCGGAUGAUAUUAAAAAAUCUUAAUCUUUUUUAUCAAAAUAGAAAUCAAAUGUUAAAUAAUUUAAGAAUACGUAAGCUUGUUCCAGAUUUUCUUAAAGCAUUGCUUGAGAAAUCUAUACAGUUCGAAGUGAAAAUAGGUUUCAUUCAACAACGUCGGUUUCUAUUUUUACAAAUAUUAGCAAUGAAAGAGUACAUAGAAUUUUUGUAUGAUUUAUUGAGGUAUUGGCUUAAUCUCCCUGAUGAUGAAAAAGAUUAUGGGCUAGAUGUAUUCUUACCUAUACAUACUAUGAAGAUGUACAAUUUGCUAAUUACGAGAAUGCCACAACUUAAGAAAAUGCGUUUCACAUGUUAUGCUGACUAUAUUGGAGGAGAGAAUGAUCCGCGAUAUAUUUAUGAUUGUAUAAAAGAAAAAAAAGCCAAGUUGAACCACUGCAAAGGAAGUAAAAAAAAAUAUAUUAAUGUACGAAGAAAUUUAUGGCGUUUACAAAUUCAGCUUCUCAUGAUCGUCAAUACAGAGCCUGAACCGAACUCUCUUGUAAAAACGUUUCCAAAAAUGAUGGAGACAUUUAAAUUGCAACGAAAUCUGAUGGGCGAGAAACUUGAUACCGCCACCUAUCUUGGACUCAUCUUACUUUACAAUAAAUUAUUUGUACCUCAUACAGCGUUUGCAACGAACCAGACAUUAAAGCACUUUGCGAUGGAAGAAAAAAAAAUGAAGAAAUCGAAACAAGUACAACAAGAGCUGGGAACAAAGAUAGAUGAACAAGGGAAUUUCAUGUAUGAUGCAUAUUCCUCAUCCACAGAAUCUUACAAUCCGCAAAAUAUCGAACUUGAAAGUUUCUCCGUAAUUAAUAAUCAACAGAAUAAAGAAAUCUUAGUUGAGGGACAAAGUGAGGACAAUACUACUGAUACGAGCCAAACAACGAAUCAUAUUUACAAUGGGAUAACAAUAACAAGAAAUUUUACGCAGGAUGAUCAGAUUAUGCCAUUAAAUAUCGAGCCAAUACCGAUUCAAUUGGAAGAUCCUAGAAAAAACCAAGAUUACGUAUUAACAAACGAAGUAAACGUUAAAUCCAAUAUAUCCGCGCCAUUUGUAUCCAUGAAUAAUAAGAACAAAAAUGAGAACAUGAUACUAAAUAAGAUGGUACAGGGCGUAGAACGAGCUUUUUUAACGAAAGAGGAAAAAAAGAAACUACGAAAGAAAUGCAAGUUGCAAAAUAUUACACCAAAUGAUAUGUAUAGUACAGCGUCAACCCUUGUAAAAAAAGCUCGUGCCUUUAAUGUACCGCAUAUGUUACAUGCAGCAAAGGAAAUGGAAAAACGGAUUAACAAUCAGAAAAUUCAACAAAACCAUAUUCAAACAUUGUUUAGAAUGAUUUCACAAGAAGACAAACAUCAAAAGAGUAUUAAGGCUUCUUAUGGAUUUUGGAAAAAUAUUGGAAAAAACAAUAGUUCGUAAAAAUUAAUUGCGCGUUCGUUUACAUAUAUCACCGUAUAAUAUGCGUUUGUAUAAUAUAUACAAAAUCAUUUAGGUGAAUAUUCUAUACUUUUUAAAUUGUAUAGAAAAAUUGUUUACGUUAUCGAUAUUAAACAACUUCGAAGAACUGUAUAAUAUAUUCAGAAAGAGAAUGUUUUUGUACAUGUAAAAUAUCUUAUAAGCAAUUUACAUGUAUAUAUAUUCUUCAUUCAAUUCAUUUAUUACAAUAUAAUGUUUAAAAAUAUUGAUAUCUGAAAUAUUCAAACUAUAAACUUAUGAUACAUGAUAUAAUAAUUAUACAAGUAGUUUUUUUUUUGUAAUUCCACGGUUUGAUACAAAUUAAAGAUUUCUGCAAAUAUUUGCUUAUUAAAUAUAAUAAAAAUUACACUUGAAAAAAUGAAAAUUACAUUUUAUAUGUUUUAUAGCAUGUUAUUUUAUUUCUAUUACAAAUUAAAUAAUGAUAAAAUAGACAUUUUUUUAAUUAUAUAUGUCAAGGUAAUUAUAAGUUUAUUAUUGUUUGAAUUCAUUUUUAUUAAAUAGUCUACUAUUGUAUCAACAUUUAUAUCUUAGCAAUAAAAUUUAACGAUUUAAAGUU